CUGCUUCAAAGUUCCAAGACUGAUCUUUCUAGUCAAAAUUCCAUCCAGAGCCCUUUCUCAGACAUGUGAUUUUGUAGCAAGAUAAUGUGUCUUGACGAUAGCCCGGCUCAACAUGGUUGUGCUGAAUUUUACACUGAGCGAAGAGGGCGUGGUAGUGCUCCAUGAUGCCCUCGCCUGCAUGUUCAAGUUCAGCGACGACGUUUGUCUGGAAGCGAGAAAGGAUAAAUUGACGUUGACCACCCUCAACAUCUCAAAGUCAGCAUAUGUCUGCUUUACCUUCGCCGCAAACAGGUUCUUCUCCCGUUACAACUUCGAAGGCACUCCUCAGUACAGAGAUCGCUUUUUUUGCCAGCUGUACAUACGAUCUCUCCUCACCAUCUUCAGGACCCGUCAAAGUGGUGGGGACCAAUCCCGUGACCGGGACGCAUCAAUCGAGCGGUGCGAUGUGGCAGUUGACGACGGCAUCGGCAAGCAAAGCCGCCUCGUUGCAAGGAUUUCCUUCAGAAACGGGAUCACGUCAUCACACUCGCUUCCGUACGAGGUCAAGACCCCAACCCACGCCAAAUUCAACAAGGAUGAAGCUGGGAACCACUGGGCUAUUUCGUCCAGGACGCUACGGCAGCUCAUGGACCACUUCGGGUCCGGCAUAGAACUCCUCGAUAUCAACACAGAUGACGAGGCACGUGUUGUAAACUUUACCUGCUUUACCGAGAAGGUGCAGAAGCGUGGUCCGGUCAGCAACGAAGCUGUCCUCAAAAAACCUCUCCACACUAAUAUUGCGGUUGAGAUGGACGAAUUUGAUAACGUCCAAGUCCAAGACAAACUGCACAUCAUCAUCAGCGUCAAGGACUUCCGUGCGAUUCUCCAGCAUGCCCAGAUGACCAGCGGAGAGCUGGCAACCAGCUACUCGAACCCUGGACGUCCGAUGAAGCUCUCGUACGGCACCGAUGGCGUCUUGUGUGAAUUUAUACUCAUGACCGUCGGCGAGAAGGACGCCAUGACCCAGAAGCACAAGAACCCUCGGCCGAAUGCGGCAAAGGCUGCAAGGCCAGAGCUUGAUUCAGCAUCACACCGGGGCAGUUCUGUUGCGAAUGAUAAUCAGCAGGUCCCACCGGCAACCGCCUCGAAACCGCCCCAGCAGCGAACCCCAAUCCGGUCACGUCAGCCGGGAUUUGAGAUCCGGCCACAACCACCUCCGCCCCCGGCCACAGAUCGAUCAGAGUCGCUGUUCGUUAACCAGGCUGACGACGACGAGCAGUGGGAGCCUGUCGGCGCAAAUGAAGACGAGGAAGAGGAGGAUGCACGGCUGGAGUGGAAUGCAACCAACGAACCGAACCCGUCGUCUUUGCGAAUUGGUAGCUACAUGUCCCGGCCGGCGGGGAGUCACGAUGCUCGUCCAGAUAACCUUAUCUCAGGACUUGAUCCAACUCAGCCACUCUCUCAGGUCCGCCGGUUCGGUCUAUUUUCCGACUAAUCGCAAGCCUGUCCGCCUGGGUGGAGAGAGACAGUGUUUCUCUACGCCGUGC
This is a messenger RNA of Canariomyces notabilis, 1526 nucleotides long. RefSeq names its product cell cycle checkpoint. The record is from RefSeq and is a predicted model, not a curated record. Gene Ontology annotation, biological process: cellular response to ionizing radiation; mitotic intra-S DNA damage checkpoint signaling; DNA replication checkpoint signaling. Bases 113 to 1474 code for a protein of 453 amino acids. The transcript is spliced from 7 exons. NCBI's taxonomy places the organism in Eukaryota, Fungi, Ascomycota, Sordariomycetes, Sordariales, Chaetomiaceae. Gene Ontology annotation, cellular component: checkpoint clamp complex.